Messenger RNA from Saccharomyces kudriavzevii IFO 1802, 3657 nucleotides. RefSeq names its product Scp160p (gene SCP160). Lineage: Eukaryota; Fungi; Ascomycota; Saccharomycetes; Saccharomycetales; Saccharomycetaceae. The coding region runs from base 1 to 3657 and encodes 1218 amino acids. The transcript has a single exon. Gene Ontology annotation, molecular function: mRNA binding. The record is from RefSeq and is a predicted model, not a curated record. Gene Ontology annotation, biological process: nuclear division. Gene Ontology annotation, cellular component: cytoplasm; nucleus.
AUGUCUGAAGAACAAACUGUUAUUGACACACCUCCUUCCACCGUUGACGGUUCCGUUGAAACCGUCACUACCAUUGAUUCACCAAGUACCACUGCCUCCAUUAUUGCUGCUACCACUGAAGAACAACCUCAAUUGGAAAAGAAGCCUACUCCAUUACCAUCUCUGAAGGAUUUACCCUCAUUGGGCUCGAAUGCCGCCCUUGCUAAUGUUAAGGUCAACUGGGGUCCAAACAUGAAACCCGUCGUCUCUAGCUCGCCAUCACCUUCUCCUUCUGCUCCCUCACUGACUACAGGUCUAGGCGCAACAAGAAUGCGUUCAAAGAACAUUCAAGAAGCGUUUGCUUUGGAUUUGGAAUCUCAAUUGUCAAUCACCAAACCUGAGUUAUCCCGUAUCGUCCAAUCCGUGAAGAAAAAUCACGACGUUUCUGUCGAAUCCACCCUUUCCAAGAAUUCUCGUACAUUUUUGAUUUCUGGUGUGGCUGCUAACGUCCACGAAGCAAAGAGAGAAUUGGUGAAGAAAUUGACUAAACCAAUCAACGCUGUUAUCGAAGUCCCAUCUAAAUGUAAAGCCAGCAUCAUUGGUUCCGGUGGUAGAACCAUUCGCGAAAUCAGUGACGCUUACGAAGUUAAAAUCAAUGUCUCUAAGGAAGUCAAUGAAGGCUCUUACGAUGAAGACAUGGACGACACUACAAGUGACGUUUCCUUAUUUGGUGAUUUUGAAUCUGUUAGCAUGGCUAAGGCUAAAAUUCUGGCCAUUGUCAGGGAAGAAACCAAGAAUGCUACAAUAAAAGUGGUUGUCGAUGACGAGAAAUACUUACCAUACGUCGACGUUUCCAGUUUUACUUCCGAUGAUGACGAAGUCAAAGUUCAAUUCUAUAAAAAAUCCGGCGAUAUUGUCAUUUCUGGUCCUCGUGAAAAGGCUAAAGCCACCAAAGCAUCUAUUCAAGAUUACUUGAAGAAGUUAGCUUCCGAUUUAGAUGAAGAAAAAGUAAAAAUUCCAUCCAAGUUCCAAUUUUUGAUUGAUGCUGGUGAAUUGAAGGAAAAAUACAAUGUCAUUGUCACUUUCCCAUCCACUCCUGGCGAUGAAUUAGUGUCAUUUAUUGGUUUGCGUGAUGAGGUCGCUGAAGCUAUCACCUACGCUAGAUCUUCUUCAAAAAGUUAUGUCGUCGAAUCCUUGGAUAUUUCCAAGGCUCAUAGUAAGAACAUUACUCAUGCCAAGAAUUUAAUCAUGUACUUCACGAAAUACUCUGUAUUGAAGGGCCUUGUAGAAUCUCAUCCUAAUGUUAAGAUUUCUUUGCCAUCCAUACAGUCAUUGCCAACUGCAGAAACCAUAACUGUUCACAUCAGUGCAAAGUCUGAUGAAGCAAACGACAUCAAGACCGUUCGUAAGGAGUUGAUUUCUUUCGUGAACAAUUUUCCACCUUCUGAAACUUUGACUAUCACAGACUUGGAUUACGAGUUGUUUGGUGGGUCUAUCAAACAUUGCUUGCUGGCUUCUGAAAGUAGUGUUGCCUUCGUCCAAUUUGGCGAUUAUUAUCCAAAUGACAACACUGUCCUGCUCAUUGCUCUAACUGAAGAUGAAGACUUCAAACCAUCUAUCGAAGAAAUUCAAGCAUCUUUGAAGAAAGCUAACGAAUCGUUAGAUUCGCUACGUGCUAAGCAAAACAACAUGAAAACUAAGAUCUACGAAUUCUCAGAGGAGAUUCAAGAUUCCUUAUUUAAACCAUCUUCUGCAACUUGGAAAUUGAUCAUGGAAAACAUUUCUGAACAAGAAGGUCAUAUCCAAAUCAAACUACAUACUCCUGAACAAAAUCAAUUGACGGUUAGAGGCGAUGAAAAAGCUGCUAAUGUCGCUAACAAAAUUUUCGAAUCUAUUUUGAGUUCUCCAUCAAGCAAAAGCAAAAUGACUGUUAAUAUCCCAGCUAACUCUGUUGCCAGAUUAAUUGGUAACAAGGGUUCCAACUUACAACAAAUUCGUGAAAAGUUUGCGUGCCAAGUUGAUAUUCCAAACGAAGAAAUCAAUAACGCCGCCAAGGACAGGAAUGUCGAAAUUACUUUAACUGGUUUAGAAUAUAACUUGAUUCAUGCCAAAACAUACAUGACUGCCGAAGCUAAGAAAUGGGCUGAUAUUAUCACAAAGGAAAUAAUUGUUCCAAUAAAGUUUCACGGUAACAUGAUUGGUCAGCACGGUACCUAUCGUAACCGUUUACAGGAAAAAUACAAUGUCUUCAUUAACUUCCCAAGAGACAGUGAGAUUGUCACCAUUAGAGGUCCUUCCCGUGGUGUCAACAAGGCACAUGAAGAAUUGAAAGCUUUGCUAGAUUUUGAAAUGGAAAAUGGUCAUAAAAUGAUCAUCAACGUUCCAGCCGAACAUGUCCCAAGAAUUAUCGGUAAGAACGGUGAUAAUAUCAAUGACAUUAGGGCUGAGUAUGGUGUCGAAAUGGAUUUCUUACAGAAGAGCACAGAUCCAAAGGUUCAAGAAACCGGUGAGGUUGAGUUGGAGAUUACCGGUUCUAGACAGAAUAUCAAAGAUGCUGCUAAACGUGUAGAAUCAAUUGUCGCCGAAGCUUCCGACUUUGUCACCGAAGUUUUGAAGAUUGACCACAAAUACCAUAAAUCUAUUGUCGGUGGCGGUGGUCACACUUUAAGGGAUAUCAUCUCUAAGGCUGGCGGCGAAGAAAUCAGAAAUAAAUCCGUUGAUAUUCCAAAUGCAGACUCUGAAAGCCAAGAUAUUACCGUUCAAGGUCCACAAAAGUUUGUAAAAGCAGUUGUUGCGGAAAUCAAUAAGAUUGUUAAGGACGGUGAAAACAGCGUGACCAAAACCCUUGAAAUUCCAGCAGAAAGAAAGGGUGCUUUGAUUGGUCCUGGCGGCAUGGUCCGUCGUCAACUAGAAUCCGAAUUUAGCAUCAGUCUAUUUGUUCCUAACAAGGACGACCCUAGUGGCAAAAUCACCAUUACUGGUUUACCAGAAAAUGUUGAGAAGGCUGAGAAAAAGAUCUUGAAUGAAAUAAUCAGGGAGAAUUUCGACCGAGAAGUUAAUGUACCAGCCUCUGUUUACGAAUAUGUCUCGGAACGUGGUGCUUUCAUUCAGAAAUUGAGAAUGGAUUUAUUUGUUAAUGUUAGAUUUGGUAACACUUCCAAAAAAGCUAACAAACUAGCUCGUGCUCCAAUUGAAAUUCCUCUGGAAAAGGUUCGUGGCUCCACUGAAGGUGAAAAUGCAGAAAAGACCAAGUUCACCGUAGAAGAGGUUGCUGCACCUUCUACUGAAGAAGGAGAUAUCACCAUGAGAUUGACAUACGAACCGGUUGAUUUAAGCAGCAUUCUUGACGAUGAAGAAAAGGAAGUCGAGAAGGAAACUUCAGUCGACUCCGCCAAGAAGGAAGAAGCUCUCGAUACUGCUGUAAAAUUGAUCGAGGAGAGAAUUGCCAAGGCACCAUCUGCCACGUAUGCUGGUUAUGUCUGGGGCGCCGACACCAGAAAGUUCAAUAUGAUUGUUGGCCCAGGUGGUUCUAACAUCAAAAAAAUUAGAGAGGCAGCCGACGUUGUUAUCAACGUUCCAAGAAAGACUGACAAGGUCAAUGAUGUUGUGUACAUUAGAGGUACCAAAGCUGGUGUCGAAAAGGCCGGCGAAAUGGUAUUGAAAUCUUUAAGAAGAUAG